This is a messenger RNA of Cylas formicarius (sweet potato weevil), 4537 nucleotides long. RefSeq names its product peroxisomal ATPase PEX1 (gene Pex1). Lineage: Eukaryota; Metazoa; Arthropoda; Insecta; Coleoptera; Brentidae. The coding region runs from base 120 to 2990 and encodes 956 amino acids. The transcript is spliced from 15 exons. Gene Ontology annotation, molecular function: ATP binding; ATP hydrolysis activity. Gene Ontology annotation, cellular component: peroxisomal membrane; peroxisome; cytosol. The record is from RefSeq and is a predicted model, not a curated record. Gene Ontology annotation, biological process: protein import into peroxisome matrix.
AAACGUUAAGUUGCAACAGAUGUUUUACUGCCGUUUGUAAACAAACUGUCAUGAUUAUAACCUCAAUUUAUUAAGCUAAAAGCUAGGUUAAAUGUUUAUAAGUAAAUUUUAAGAAAAAAAUGUUUGAACGCGUUUUAAAAGUGAAGUAUCUCAGUUCAAAGACAUGUUUUGUAUAUUUGUCAGGUCGUCUUAUUAACAUACAUAGAGUGAUUUAUUUGAAACUGUCCUACUGUACAAAAUCUGGCUAUUUUUCAGUAUGCACUUUAGACUCUCUUGAUACAGACACAAUAGGAAUUAGCUCUCUUUAUGCAAAAGCCUUAGGAAUAAAAGAAAACGAUUAUAUUACUGUGUCUCAGAUUGAGCAACUUUCUGUAGUAAAUGGUCUUAGCAUAAUACCAAAAAAUAAAAGUGACUACGAGGUUUUGGAGGUUUUUGCCCAAGAUGUACAAUCAAGUUUACUAGACCAAGUGAGGGUCGUUAAUGAACAACAAAAUCUAGUUAUUUGGAUAGGAAACAGUAUUUCUGUCACGGUGGAUGUGGGCAAUGUUCGACCAGUUUCCCCAGGAAUUAUUGAUUUCUUAACAGAAGUUGAAAUUAAAUCUCCCAAUGAAAAAAGGGAUAUUAUUGGUGACUUUUCUAGUCAGGUGGAGUCUAAUUACUUGAAAAAUCUAACUAAACCAACAUUAUCGUUUCAGAAUAACUCUAAUGCAGAAAUAAAUACUUUUAGGAAAUUCUUUAUAUCAAAGAGUGAAUUAGUGUAUCGCAUACUUCCUUUAAAUGAGUGUCCUGGUUUAAAAAAAAUUAUUGAUAGGUAUCCCCCUUUUUGUGGGUUCGUUUCAAGAAAAGGAUGCUAUGGUGAAUAUUUUCACGCAAACACGACGCAUUUCUACAAAAUGAGGGUGUUAGCAAAGCAGAAUGACAAAAAUGUUUAUAUUAGACUUUACUUUCUGGAAGAUAUAUUAGACGUUGACAUAAAUAAUGAGAAUAUAUUUGUACCCGAUAUAAUUUUGGAUGUGCUUGAGGUCAGUUUUUGUUCAAGAGUAUCAUUAAAAAUGAUUGAUACAAAACCGUUUAUUAAAGAGAUUGAAAUGCAUUGCAAGAAGAAUUAUCUGCUAAAUGUAGUAGAAAAAUUAAAAUUAUUUUUGGCUGAUAAUUGUAAAGAGUCUCUGUUAUUAAACUCUAACAUUCCUAUAAAUAUUGGCAGCGAUAUCCAUUGUUUUUUAAAGUUUUUGCCAGAUCCGGUAGAUUUCUGUGUGGUAGAUGAGGAAUUUUUAAGAAAUUGCUCUUUCUCAUUGCAUAGUGAAGAAGUGAAGCCAUUAGAAAAGUUCGAUAUUAAAUUAAAGCAGUCAGACUCAUUUUACUGGAAUGUUUCGCCGUUUUCGAAUAUUCUUUCUAAAGUUUUGCAAAUUCUGACAAGCUGUAAUGUAUUCUUCCCUGAAAAUUGCAUUAUCAUAGGUAGACCUGGCAUGGGCAAGAGUUCUUUUUUAACCCAUUUAAGUGGUAUUUUAAUGAAAUAUCCCUAUUUUGUGUAUAACGAAACAAUUUAUUGUAAACAAAUUAAAGGCAAAACUGUAGAUUCUCUACAGAAAUAUUUUAGCGACUGUUUUGCAAAGCUUAUACUGUGCCAACCAUCUUUACUUGUUCUGGACGAUUUCCACGUACUUUGCGAGGGUGCUAAGGGGGAUGAGACUCCCAACACCCUGUACUGCAAUAGAGUUAGUGAAAUAUUAUACAACAUAUUUUCUCAGUUUACUGCUCAAAAUGCAAUUGGCAUCAUAGCGAGUGUUGAUUCAAUAUCCAACAUAAAUAGACAUGUUUAUAGAUCCCGUGGGAACCACUUAUUUAAAAACGUAUUUAAUCUAGAUGAAUUACAUAAGGGCGAUAGAGUAGCUCUUUUGAAAUAUUAUUUCCUAUCGCACAAUGUGUCUGAUGUUGACUUUAAUGAUUUGUCUGUGAGGACCGAUGGGUUUGUUAUACAAGAUAUUGCCGACCUAUGCAGCAAAAUUAGAUUUGAAGCUUGCAAGGAAGGUUCUGUUAAUCAACCACUCAUCAUAAAACAAAUCCAUUGCGAUGAGGCAUUGAAAAAGUCGUGCGCCCUGUCACUUCAAAAUAUUAAAUUUAGUGCGAGCAAAGGUAAAACAUUUGAAGAUGUAGGAGGAUUGCAUGAUAUUAAGAAUAUCCUGAUAGAAAAUUUUUUGUGGCCUAUACAAUAUCCAACGCUUUUUUCGGGAGCACCACUUAGGUUGCCAUCAGGGAUGCUUUUAUAUGGACCUCCUGGUAGCGGAAAAACACUUGUGGCCAGUGCAGCCGCCAAUCAGUGUAGUUUGAGAUUAAUUUCCGUCAAAGGUCCGGAAUUGCUAAGUAAAUAUAUAGGUGCCAGUGAACAAUCAGUAAGGGAUGUGUUUGAAAAAGCACAGAGGGCUAGACCUUGUAUUGUUUUCUUCGACGAAUUUGAAAGUUUGGCCCCAAGACGAGGACAUGAUAAUACAGGGGUCACAGAUAGAGUGGUCAAUCAACUUCUAACACAUUUGGACGGAAUCGAGUCUCUGAUAGGAGUCUGUGUAUUGGCUGCAACCUCGAGACCAGAUCUUUUGGAUCCAGCCUUACUUAGACCUGGAAGGUUGGAUAAGCAGCUCUUGUGUCCCAUGCCAGAUAAGGAGAGUCGCAAAGAGAUUCUCAGUGUCCUUUCUCGGGGUCUCGAUCUUGACAAUGAUGUUAAUUUUGAUCAAAUUGCGUCACUCACAGACGAUUAUUCUGGUGCCGACCUUCAAUCAUUAUUGUAUAGUGCGCAGCUUGAUUGCUUUAAGGAGGAUGGUAGUAGUAUACUUUUGACAUCGCCAAUUUCUCAAAAUUCGUUGCUCGAGGCGCUGAAGCGUACUAGACCUUCCCUUACUAGAAACGAAAGGUUAAAAUAUGAAAAAAUAUACGCCAAAUUUCGUGGAGAAUUAAGAGAAGAUCUUCCAUCAGGGUUCAAAGUGACAUUAGCUUAACAGUGCGGAUCCAUAUUGGAAUUGUUUUUAUAAAAACUUUCUGCAGCGUUCAUAUGUAUGAACAACAAAGUAUUCCAGUAAUAUGUAUAUAUACAUGAAACCAAUUGCCUUCUAUUUCUAAGUUAUUGUAACUUGAAACUAUUUUUCUUACUAUUUUCUUUGUUUACUGUCUUACUAGCACCAGGAAUAUUAAGUCUUGAAUAACGAUUUUUAUAUUUCUUCUGUUAUCGCUUACUAGUGGCUUCCAACUUGGUAUAAAGGAAUAUUUCUGUAAAGUUUUUGAAUAAUUUAAUACAUACGAUAUUUGCAAGGCAUUGUUGUGAUUUGUUAUGGUUGUGUUUUGUUGUUACCAGGUUAAAAAUAAAUUGUAAAUUUAUUUUAUUUAUUCUGUAAAUUUUAAUUGUUCGUUUGUAUAUAACAUUAUUUGGGUAUCCUUUAAUUCCUUGUCAUUUUGGUGGAUGCCCACAUUUUUAACAUGCUUGGUUUAUCCGUAUGGUUUAGCAAAAGCGUUUAGGGUCAAUUUUAGGAAUUUUCCAUUAUCAACGGUGGGACCAGCGCAAUUAAGGGAUACAAAUAUUCAAAGUUCAUAAUUAAGCCUCAUUCAAACAACUUCCCAAAGUUUUUAAAAUCGCGUCGUACAAAAAGCGUUCCUUUCUCGUUGGCGGACGGUCCUUAAUAAAAGGCGUUGCGUUGCGAGCGACGGGAAUUAGCUCCGUAUUGAGAAUUGAGGCGGUUUGAACAACUUCAUCAUAAAACUGCCGUUUAUCAUUUUUUCGGAGCGAAAAUAUUUAACCUAAUUGUAUCGUUAGAGCAGCAACUCCAAAAAUGUUUUUCCGUUUUUGCGGCUGGCCCUCUCUUUAGAUCUUAUAAUCCUACGUAAGAUUGCUAAAUUGUUAUAUGAAAUGUUCAACUUAAAAACGACUGAAAAUAUUUAAUAAAUAUUCGUAAGUAGUAGGUGGUCGUAAAUGGGUUUUUAAGUAGUCAUCUUUAGUUUUAAUGUAUAUAUCAGUGUGGUAAGUUAUGAAAAUGCUGGUUUUAUCUAUAAUCUGCUCGAAAACCAAUUAUUUGUCCCAGAAAAGGAGGAUUUAAGUAAAUAAUUGCUUUUCUAAGGUAGAUUUCGCUACAAUACGACUCGAAAAAGCUGAUUUUGACUGGGAUCUGUAAAUUUUUUGGAAAAAUUACGACCAAACCCCAUGAAAAUUUUGGAUCGAAGUCGAUAUUAACCGAUCCGUCUGAAAUUUGGCACGAAGAUAGGGAGUCGAGAGAUUAUUAAAAAAAAAGUCGGUUGUUUAAUUAGUUCUUCCGGGGGACAAAGUAUUGGCAAAAAAAAAAACAGAUUUUUUUGAUAGAAUGUUUCAUAUUUCGGUUAUUUAUAAUUUUAAGAAUUUGAAAUUUAUACGUUAUAUACUUUAAUCUUUUCUAUAUUUAAUGAUACCAAAAGAUCUUAUAUAAGUUGUAUCGUUUUUUGUCGGGAACGGUUUUUGUCGGAGACUGCAAUUUUUUAAAAAUUAUAUUAAUUAUUAUUUACAAUUAAAUUGUGUGAGCUG